ACCUUUUAAAAUACCUAAAUAAAAUUUAAUGAUUAUUAAUUUUUUAAGCAAUUACUUUAAAAACACUAUAAAAAUAAAUUUAAUUAAAUUAUGAACACUGUAGUUUAAAUUGUAGGUGUAAUUGGCGGAUGUGUGAUAGGUGCAUAUUCCGUUAACGUAUUAAUGACUUCACUAGGAAUAAACUAAAGAGGAAAAUAAUAAUAAAAUAAUUAACAGUUCUAGCAACCAUAUUAGUAAAAUCAAAAUGUUUUAGAUUAAGCAGUAUCUGAUUUUGUAAAUAGCAAUUAAAAUAACUAAAAUACAGGAAGUAGAAAUAGAGAUUAUUGA
This is a messenger RNA of Tetrahymena thermophila SB210, 327 nucleotides long. RefSeq names its product transmembrane protein, putative. The transcript has a single exon. The record is from RefSeq and is a predicted model, not a curated record. Lineage: Eukaryota; Ciliophora; Oligohymenophorea; Hymenostomatida; Tetrahymenidae.